Molecule: messenger RNA, 1707 nt
Organism: Lasiodiplodia theobromae
Lineage: Eukaryota; Fungi; Ascomycota; Dothideomycetes; Botryosphaeriales; Botryosphaeriaceae
Product: Cytochrome p450 protein
Exons: 3
Coding region: 1-1707 (568 amino acids)
Molecular function (GO): oxidoreductase activity, acting on paired donors, with incorporation or reduction of molecular oxygen; monooxygenase activity; heme binding
Source: RefSeq, a predicted model, not a curated record
AUGGCAGAAUCAGAAUCACCACUUUACGCCUACGGCGCCGCCGCCGUCCUGGGCGUGGUCUCGCACAUCGGCUACUUCAACCGGUCCGAGCACCACCUCCACGGCACCCGCUACCUCCAGCUCUUCCUCCUCACCUACGCCACCGCCGUCUUCGUCCUCUCCCGGACGGCUUCUCCCACCUCUUUUGAUUUCCACACCCUCGCCCUGGCGGCCCGCUCCGCCGCCGCCCUCGCCGCCAGCUUCCUCGCCGGCCUCUACACCUCGCUGCUGACCUACCGCCUCACCCCGCUGCACCCUCUGCACCGCUUCCCCGGGCCCGUCCUCGCGCGGGCCACCUCGCUGUGGCUGCCCUUCAACGUGUGGCACAAGUUCACACCCACCUCUUCUGCGACGUCGCACACCAUCCCGCAAGCCUUCAAAACCCUCACCGCCCUCCACGCCACCCACGGGCCCUACGUCCGCGUCGGCACCGCCGAGCUCUCCAUCGCCGACCCGGCCGCCGUCCCGCUCAUCUACGGCGGCACCAGCACCUGCAGCAAGGCGGCGUGGUACGACAACGACGCGCCGCUGACGAGCAUGCAGACGAGUCGCGAUAGGGGUUACCACGAUGCGCGGCGCAGGGUGUGGGCGAAGGCGUUUGCGGAGAGGGCGGUGAGGGGGUUUGAGGGGAGGGUGCAGAGGUUUGUGGGGGAGUUGGUUGAGAGGAUUGGAGAGAUGGGGGAGGGGGGCAAGAAGGAGGUUGAUGCAAGGAAGUGGUUUGGGUGGUUCGCGUACGAUGUUAUGGGCGAACUGGCGUUUGGGAGGGAGUUUGGGAUGGUGAGGGGGGGAAAGGAGCAUUGGGCGAUUGGGUUGUUGAAUGAGGGGAUGAUGCCGUUGGGGUUGUUGUUGCCGCCGUGGGCGUUCCGCAUCUUGGCUGCCAUCCCUGGCGCCGCCGCCGACUACUGGAAGUUCAUCACGUACUGCGCGGGCCAGCUGGACCAGCGUAUGAGGACAGCACCCGAGGAUCCUGACAUCUUGUCGUCGCUCAUCGAGCCCGUCAAGGACAGGGAGCUUACGCCGGGCGAGCUCACGAUGCUACAGGCCGACUCGAGGCUGAUCAUCGUUGCCGGAAGCGACACCACCUCCAGCACCCUCACCCACAUCUUCUACCACCUCGCCGCCACCCCCCACCACCAAACCACGCUCCUCGCUGAACUCCGCCCGCACAUCCAACCCGACGGCACCAUCCCCCACCGCGCCAUCCAAGACCUGCCGCACCUCAACGGCACCAUCAACGAAGCCCUCCGCCUGCACCCGCCCGUCCCGUCCGCCAUCCAGCGCCUCACGCCCCCCUCCGGCCUCACGCUGCCCAACGGCACGCACAUCCCGGGCAACACGGUCGUCUGGUGCCCGUCGUACGUCGUCGGCCGCAGCGCCGACGCGUACGUCGAGCCGGAGACAUUCUGCCCGGAACGGUGGUACGCGGAGAGCAAGAAGGGGUGGGUGCGGAACGAGAAGGCGUUUGCGCCGUUCAGCCUCGGGCCGUACGGGUGUAUUGGGAGGCCGUUGGCGUUGAUGGAGUUGCGGUUGGUGAUCGCGCGGGUGUUGGCGGUGUUUGAGGUGGGGUUGGCGGAGGGGGAGGAUGGGCGGGCGUUGUUGGAGGGGAGUAGGGAUCAUUUUACGCUCGAGUGUGGGGCGUUGAGGUUGUGUUUUAGGGAGAGGGUGUGA